Messenger RNA from Dermochelys coriacea (leatherback sea turtle), 5333 nucleotides. It is a transcript of the gene SESTD1, whose product is annotated as SEC14 and spectrin domain containing 1. The transcript has 19 exons. The coding region runs from base 2635 to 4725 and encodes 696 amino acids. The record is from RefSeq and is a predicted model, not a curated record. NCBI's taxonomy places the organism in Eukaryota, Metazoa, Chordata, Testudines, Dermochelyidae.
GGCCGCGGCGGCCCUUUGUGUUGUCCCGCCCCGAGGCGGCGGCGGCGGCGGGGGGACCCCGGGGCCCUUCCCGCUGCGGCACCCUCUGCUUUGCCCGGGCACCCGGCGCCGUUCUCCUCCCCGGCCCGCCUUGCUGUGCGCGCUGCCCGGCUUUGUGCCCUGCCACGGCCGGGUAGACUUUGCACGGGGGAAAAGAUGGUGGUUUUGGCGGAGGCAAGGGGCCAGCCUCCCGGGGUGCAGAGGUGUUUGGUUUAUUAUGGGGGGGGGGUUCACUGUGCCUGUUUUGUACAGCUGUUGGUAGAAGUGUAACGAGGAGGCUCUGCUGGUCCCGGAACAAUCACUGUGGGGUCCGUGCCUUGGCAGCCCAUCCUGCUGGCUUCUGGAAGCUAAACCAGGAGCUGCUUUGAUUUUGACAGGUCCAUUGUCUUGCAAUUCUGCCUUUCCCCCCAUCUGAUUGUGCUGCCCAUUGAGAGGUUUACAGAGAGAAAUGUGUGGGAAGGACAUAUUCUAAAGCACUUUCUUCCGAGCAUUGUGUGUGCCCGGAGGAAGCUCUUUGGUGGCAGUCUUAUGAAUGGAGACAAUCCCUGAAGCACAACCCUCUGUUUUUUAAAUGAGCAACAAUUUGGUAUUGCUCAUGUGGACCCACGAAAUGGCACAAGACUGAGUCAGGGGGCAAUUUUGUCAGCUCUUUUGUGCUCUCUCCUCCCCAACCCUUAAGAAAAUACAGUUGGUCAUUGCACUCCCAAAAAUGCAAGUGUCCUAAUGAUAUCUGAAAAGGUGAAAUGUUGACUUUGUUCACAUUAAAAUGUGUUAUGAUUUAAUGAAUAUUUAUUUCCCUUUCCCCCUCCUUGUUGCAUUAGAUUUAAGAUGUACACUGUUUGCUAUACACCAUUAUUGUGUAGGAGAGGAGCAACUCCACGGGCAAAGCCAUACUGCUGCUCUUACACUCUAGUGAGGACUCUCCUUUUAAACUGAAUAAUUUAUUUUCUAGCUCCUAGCUGGCAUUGUCAACCCUGAGCAGUCAUUAUUGUGAGAAGAAAAAGGGAGGGGUGAAGAGUGACCUAAGGGUGAAACAGACAAAAGUUUGGUUGGAGAGGCCUAAUUCAGGAAUGGAGGUGCCAACCAUGAGAGAGAAAAAAAGAACUGUAGACAGCUGGAAUAUAAAAUUUCUCUGCAGUGAUGGAUGUGCAGAGUCUGCAGAAUCCUGCACAGAAUGAGGGGAAUCUGCAUUGCAAUGUACUGCCUCCUGCAGAAUCACAUAAAAACAGCCCUUGCCAGCUGGCUUGCAAAAAAAUUAUUGAUCACAAUCUUGGAAAUACAAACAUCCUGGCUGUUUGUCUUACAGUAUGAGUAGGAAACUUUCCCUAAAGACUGGGGUGGCCUAAGUCAUCAUUUCUUGCUGAAUCAAAAGUUUCAUUUAAGAAAAUGAAGCUUUUGAUUCCAAAUAGUUGUGAAGAUAACCUUCAUUGCAUGAACUAAGGUAGUGCUGCCUUCCUGAAUCUGUAGACAGGGUGUUCCAGCACCUGCCUUUGUUUCAGCACAAAACUUUCCUAAACAGGGGAAGUAGAGUGAAAGGCUAAUUUCACUGUUGUUCAGUUCUUGGCAGCCUCAGUGAAAUAGACAAGAAGCAGGUCAAUUUCAGCUGUCUACUGCUUGGGAAAGCUAUGAGCAGCAGCAGGGAGGGCACUGGAGAUAUUCUUUGGAAAGGGGAGCCAAAAAACAGUGGUAGAGAACCCCAAUACAAUCCUCACACAACAGUCAGGAGUCUUCAGGGUAGGGGAGAGGGAGGAAAACUUUCCCCUUCCAGUUGCAAAAAGUAGGCUUGGGAAACCUAUAAUUCAGAUAGAACAGGUAGAGCCUCUGAGCGGGGCCCAAAACCAGCACUGUCCUAGGAAUCCCACUAUCCACCCUUUUUUGAGCAGCUUGCGGGGGGGGGGCAUUACUGCUGCCCCUGGAUUUGAAGAAGUGUGUACUUGCAUUCCCUGCAUCUGCCUUAGUCAUCUGACUAGAAUGUGUCCAGUACAUUUUUUUUUUUUUCAAGCCUUGCUAUGAGAGAAGUUGAUGUUGCAUUUGGAUGUAUGAGAAAUCUAAGGAGCUUGUUUAGAUUAAUCACCGGCCUUGUGUCUAGGUAUGGCAAAUAAAAAUCCAUGCUUUUUCUUUCUUUCUGUGCAUGUGGCAGUACUCCGCCACCAUGAUAAGACACUGCCUAUCAUAUUGAAGUAUUUGUCAAAGCUUUAUCUUUUUAUUUGAAAGCAGUAUCUUCUGAUGCCUUGUGUCCUAACAGAAAUGUUGAGUGGAAUUUGUAAUAAUCAAGUUUAUUUUAAGGCAAUAACUGGUCCAAUUUAUAGUCACAUCUCUUCUUUUCUUCCCCACACUGUUCCCUCUUUGCUUUGCUAUUUUCUUUCUUUGGGGCGAUCAAAUUUCAUGCUCUCUGUGGAUCACCUCUAGCUGAAAAUAUACUACGAGAACAGUGGUUCUCAUUGCUUUCCCACUGCUUCCGGUGCUGCCUCAGGAGCAUAGCCUGCUAACUAACCCAGGAAGUUCUGAGUAAAAGCUCAAAACUACAUCAUUAACAUAUCCCAUUGUAUCUGGAUACUGCAGCACAUAUGAGCUGUGAAAUUUAACUGAAGUAGAAUGGAAGCUACCGUAAUAUUACCUAUUCUGAAGAAAAAAUUAGCCUUCCUUUCAGGAGGGAAGGACAGACGAAGUGGCCUCAUUCUGACAAUUCCAUUAUGCCUUGAACAGACAAACAUGGAUGAGCUGAGUGUUACCCUAGACUAUCUGCUAAGCAUUCCAAGUGAAAAGUGUAAAGCUAGAGGAUUUACUGUGAUAGUGGAUGGCAGAAAAUCUCAAUGGAAUGUGGUAAAGACGGUUGUUUUAAUGCUCCAGAAUGUUGUUCCAGCUGAGGUAUCGCUUGUUUGUGUAGUAAAACCUGAUGAAUUUUGGGACAAGAAGGUUACACAUUUUUGUUUUUGGAAAGAGAAAGAUAGACUUGGCUUUGAGGUUAUUUUAGUAUCUGCCAACAAAUUGACUCGAUACAUAGAACCAUGCCAACUGACAGAAGAUUUUGGAGGGAGCCUUUCCUAUGAUCACAUGGACUGGUUGAAUAAGAGGCUGGUAUUUGAAAAGUUUACAAAAGAGUCUACAUCAUUACUAGAUGAGCUUGCUUUAAUUAACAAUGGAAGUGAUAAAGGAAACCAACAGGAGAAAGAGAGGUCUAUGGAUUUAAACUUUCUUCCAUCUGUUGAUCCAGAGACAGUACUACAGACAGGUCAUGAGCUAUUAUCAGAGUUACAGCAGCGUCGGUUUAAUGGUUCAGAUGGAGGGGUCUCUUGGUCUCCCAUGGAUGAUGAACUGCUUGCUCAGCCACAGGUCAUGAAGCUAUUAGAUUCACUCCGAGAACAGUAUACGCGUUACCAGGAAGUUUGUAGACAACGUAGCAAGCGCACACAGCUAGAGGAGAUUCAACAGAAGGUAAUGCAGGUAGUGAAUUGGCUUGAAGGACCUGGAUCAGAACAACUACGAACCCAGUGGGGGAUAGGUGAUUCAAUUAGAGCCUCACAAGCUUUGCAGCAGAAACAUGAAGAGAUUGAGAGUCAACACAGUGAGUGGUUCGCUGUAUAUGUGGAGCUUAAUCAGCAAAUUGCAGCACUGCUAAAUGCUGGGGAUGAGGAGGACCUGGUAGAGCUAAAAACACUACAGCAACAGUUGAGCGAUGUCUGUUAUCGGCAGGCCAGUCAGCUGGAAUUUAGGCAAAAUCUGUUACAAGCAGCUCUUGAAUUCCAUGGUGUUGCCCAAGAUUUGUCUCAGCAGUUAGAUGGCUUAUUAGGGAUGUUGUGUGUAGAUGUAGCACCAGCUGAUGGAGCAUCAAUUCAGCAAACUUUAAAACUGCUUGAAGAGAAGCUGAAAAGUGUUGACUUAGGUCUGCAAGGCUUGCGUGAAAAAGGCCAAGGUCUUCUUGAUCAGAUGUCUAACCAGGCAUCCUGGGCCUAUGGAAAAGAUGUAACCAUAGAAAACAAAGAAAAUGUGGACCACAUCCAGGGAGUUAUGGAAGAUAUGCAGCUUAGAAAGCAACGGUGUGAGGACAUGGUAGAUGUGCGACGGCUAAAGAUGCUUCAAAUGGUACAGUUAUUUAAAUGUGAAGAAGAUGCUGCUCAGGCAGUAGAAUGGUUAAGUGAACUGUUGGAUGCUCUGCUUAAGACCCACAUCAGAUUGGGAGAUGAUGCUCAAGAGACCAGAGUUUUGUUGGAAAAGCAUCGAAAGUUUUUUGAUGUUGCACAGAGUACUUAUGAUUAUGGGAGACAGUUACUACAGGCUACAGUUGUACUGUGCCAGUCUCUGCGAUGCACUUCUAGGUCCUCAGGAGACACACUUCCGAGACUAAACAGAGUAUGGAAACAGUUUACAAUAACUUCUGAAGAGAGAAUACACAGGUUGGAAAUGGCUAUUGCAUUUCAUUCAAAUGCUGAAAAGAUUUUGCAAGAAUUUCCAGAGCCGCCUGAAGCCAUUCAUGAAAUGGAGCAAUUUGAUGAAAUUGAAGCAGUUGGGAAAUCAUUGUUGGACAGAUUAACAGUGCCUGUAGUUUAUCCUGAUGGUACUGAGCAGUACUUUGGGAGCCCAAGUGACAUGGCUUCCACAGCAGAACACAUUAGAGAGAAGAUGAAGCUACUUAGCCUGAAAAAGCAGCAGCUGAGACAACCAGAAGCCACUACCCCAGAGAGCUAAUAGACUGGACCCUUAUCUACCAGCUCAGAAUAAGACUUCAGUUUGUAACCCAGCAUGUCGUCUAAAUAUUACAGCAUUUAACAUAAUGCAUUUCAUAGCCAUCAUAAAAGCCUCAUCUUUUUCAAAGUAAACAUUGCUCGUCAACAUCGUAACACUGUACAUCUGCCAAGCCAUAAUUAUUUAACAUGCUAUGAAACCAUAGAUUUCAAGUAUCUUAUGAAAAGGAACUGUAAACCUUGCACUGAAAAAUUGCGGUAAAGCUUUACCCUGACCUGUCAGUUGCUUCUUAGUUAAUCAGCUGACAUAAGCUUUGAAUGGUGCUAAUCAGAAUGUAGAAAUUCCACAUAUGAAACAGUAGCUCUCUUAAACCCCAUUCCCCCAGUGAUGUAGUAUUUUUAGGCUGUAGGUAAGCUACCUGUUUGCGUAGACAGUGGUGACCCUAUAAUUUUAAUUUGUAAUACUUUAAAAAUGACCAUUUCUGUUGUGCCAAUAUGCAACCUGCCCAUAAAAUCUUUGAUUUUUCAGAUUCAUUAAACAGAUGUUUUCCUAUUUGUAUUGAUAUGUAUUAAAAGCUGAUUGUGCUUAAUAAAAACCGUCUUUUAAAAAUC